CGCAGCCGUCAUCUUGACAGGCUUGAGCAACUGUUUGCCGGACAACCCGUGCCGCAGGUUUGUGCCGCACUCUCUGCAACUGAGGAUCCUGCCUCCUCCUCCAGCGGUUCUACUCUGCCUCGUGAAUUCUCCAAACGUUUCGCUGAUCUCGUUGCAUCAGCCAAGGAAACGCAACUUGCACUCAACAAGCUGGAACGCGAGCGUUCCUCCUUUCAUGAAAAGCAGGACAUGGCCAGACAAAUGGAGGAGCGUCUUCUCGCAGCCUGUGGCAGCGUGGACUUGGAACGUCACAUUGACAAGUUGCUCCUGAAGAAGAAGCAGUUGUCUAGGUACAGCACACUGCUGACGGUUUGUCGAAACAUUUUUCUGCAUUAG
Messenger RNA from Dibothriocephalus latus, 375 nucleotides. The record is from the annotation of a GenBank genome assembly. NCBI's taxonomy places the organism in Eukaryota, Metazoa, Platyhelminthes, Cestoda, Diphyllobothriidea, Diphyllobothriidae.